AUGAAUUUACUUCCUACUGUCUUGAUUGUGGCUGCCUUCACCAUGGUAGUAAGAGCUGACGACACAUACACCGACAGAUACGACUCAAUGAACGUAGACGACGUAAUUUCCAACAAGAGAUUAUUGGUCGCGUACAUCAAGUGUGUUAUGGAUAAGGCCCGAUGCACACCAGAGGGAAAAGAGUUAAAAUCUCAUAUCACAGAUGCUCUGCAGACUGGAUGUGCUAAAUGCACGAACAAGCAACGGCACGCCAUCAAGAAGGUUAUAAAGCACCUCAUACACAAUGAAAACGAUUAUUGGAGUCAACUAGUCGAAAAGUACGACUCUCAGAGGACCUAUUCGCGAAUGUAUGAAAAGGAAUUAGGCUCGAUAUGA
This is a messenger RNA of Parnassius apollo (apollo), 375 nucleotides long. The record is from the annotation of a GenBank genome assembly. Lineage: Eukaryota; Metazoa; Arthropoda; Insecta; Lepidoptera; Papilionidae.